AUGGACCAGGACGUAUCCCAGAAGAAAGCCAAGACCGUGGUCUUGUACAAUGGCAGUCCCUCCGACGCGUUGAAACAGCGCAGCGAACCCGGCGGUGAUCUCUUCGCUAUCCAGGAAACGAACGGCGGGACCGUCGUGUUUGGGGGUGGAUUCCCGAUUUAUGAUGCCGAGGGAUUCUUUAUCGGAGCUGUGGGCGUUAGUGGAGGAUUGGUCGAUCAGGAUAUUGACGUUGCGAAGGCGGCCGUGGAAGGCAGUGGUGUUGGGACGACGGGGUGA
Molecule: messenger RNA, 276 nt
Organism: Cladophialophora yegresii CBS 114405
Lineage: Eukaryota; Fungi; Ascomycota; Eurotiomycetes; Chaetothyriales; Herpotrichiellaceae
Exons: 2
Coding region: 1-276 (91 amino acids)
Source: RefSeq, a predicted model, not a curated record